Messenger RNA from Copidosoma floridanum, 5523 nucleotides. Its product is annotated as mitogen-activated protein kinase kinase kinase 10. Gene Ontology annotation, molecular function: JUN kinase kinase kinase activity; ATP binding; protein binding. NCBI's taxonomy places the organism in Eukaryota, Metazoa, Arthropoda, Insecta, Hymenoptera, Encyrtidae. The record is from RefSeq and is a predicted model, not a curated record. Gene Ontology annotation, biological process: protein phosphorylation.
ACCAUAUAUGGACAAUAGUGUUGUUUUGGUUAUUACUCGGUUUAUAUUGUUGUUAUUUAUGUCGCAUCGUCACAUGUCGUAAUCAUGAACCAAAUCCUGAUGAUGUUGCCCGAUGUGGAUGCGACACAAUUAUUAGAUUAAUUUAAACUUGCACGUUAUCUGUAGGUGUUAAAAUGUCUAGUAUAUGUCCACGUACUAGCGUCAGUUUGCUCUCUUUUUAAUUCCCACCGUCAGUGUCACGUCAGCGUGUAAAAAGUACUUUGUACUUUGUUGCGGUAGCCGGGCGCAGGACACGACGAUGACGAGGUAUACAAGUACGACGACUCCUCGAACAGUAUAUACGUAUAGUUAAAUUUUUGGAAGCAAUCAAGCUAUUAAGGUGACAGACGGAUGGAGGACGGGAGAUGAUAAAUGACAGCGACAGAAUUGUAAAUAGAUAACAAAUAGCGGAUCGUCCGUGACUGCGUCGCCGUUCGCCGUCAACCUCUCUACCUCCUCCUCUACAAGUUCACGAACAGCGGACACCGAAGAGAGUAGGUACACGCGUAGAGAGCGUCUGUGCCGUGUGGGUGUACAUGUGCCUAUACAUAAGUAUAUUGAGAAGUAAGAAGAAGUGAGAGAGGCGGGAUAGUUUUUCUCACCGACUGCUGCCUCCGACUCCGAGGGGAGGUGAGGCGCGGUCACUCUCUCUCUUUCUCGAAGUGCGUGCAGUGUUGUACAUCCAUCCUUACAUGUGUGUUCGUGCAUGUAUUAAUGUUUUUUCGGAGCAAGUAAUGGCAACCCAGCCAACCUCAUAUUUUCUGUUGAUGUGUUAACUGUUAAGUGUCUUCUUUUGUUAUUAUUAUUAUCCUCUUCUGAAGAAGUUCGUUUGUCUGUGUUCUGUGUGCGGUGUUUUUUCAAGAAGUAACACUCGCUUGUGCUUCUAUGGGUAGAUGUAGCCGCUGGGCGUACACCACCUCAAAGGUCCAGGAGAUGUGGCCGGUGGCUAUUAUCGACGUCGUCACCGUUGGCAUUUUUUUCCCCCCCAGCUGACUGAUGGAUGUAUUUUAGGUGGCCCCGUAAUAUGACAGAUAUUUUUACAAUGCUUUGAUAGCACCUCUCACCAAGAGAGAAAGUUCAAGGGACCAAGUGAAUGAUGAGUCUUCCCUUGGCUUUAUAUUUGAAAUUAGCCAAAAGUUAAUCAUGUUGAACACUUCAGCAUCAAUUAUUGUUUAAGACUUAACAAGUACAUUUAGCCAUAUGCCUCCAGCUGGGCUAUCAGCAAGAGGCUUGUCUACCUUAAUGGACCCUGGACAACCAGAUGCUCGUCUUCGGAGCGAGCGUUACUUAUUAUAUUCAGAAAAUGGCUCGACACAAUCGAACUCUUCCAAUAUGGGAAAUUUCUCACCAAGGUACCACAGCAGAACGAACAAUCAGUCAAUUGGUAGUCAAAAUUAUUGCUACACGAGAACAUCAAGCAACAUGUCGGACAGUAGUGUGUCCGACACCCACAGCGGAGGCACUGCUCGGACACUAUCACAACAAACCAGCCCAUCGCACGGGACUCUAUCGUCCCAUUCGCGACAGGACAGCUCGACUUUAUUCACUGCCCUUUACGAUUAUGUGGCAAAAGGCGAAGACGAGUUGUCGUUGCAGCCAGGUGAGAUGGUCGAGGUUUUGUCCAAGGACUCGAAAAUCUCGGGUGAUGAAGGCUGGUGGACAGGGAAGAUUCGUGGCAAAGUUGGUAUUUUCCCCGCAAAUUUCGUCGCUCUCGCCGAGACGAUCGACAGGGUAUCCUCAGUAAUAGAGCAGGUCCAGCCUGUGGAGAUUGAUUUUAAGGAACUCAAGCUCGAGGAGGUCAUUGGCGUCGGUGGAUUCGGUAAAGUCUAUCGGGGUUUUUGGAAUAAAAAAGAAGUAGCAGUGAAGGCAGCGCGACAGGAUCCGGAUGAAGAGCCUAGUAUGACGUUGCAAAACGUCCGACAGGAAGCGAAACUCUUUUGGCUCUUGGAGCACGAAAACAUAGUGCAGCUUGAAGGUGUUUGCCUAAAAAUGCCGAAUAUGUGCCUGGUAAUGGAGUAUGCUCGAGGCGGAAGUUUAAAUAGGGUACUCAGUGGCAGAAAAAUCAGGCCCGACGUGCUUGUAGACUGGGCGAUACAAAUUGCCCGCGGUAUGGACUACUUGCACAACAAAGCACCCAUCGGUCUCAUACACAGGGAUCUUAAAAGCUCAAACGUUUUGUUAAGCGAGCCGAUAGAGAAUGAUGAUUUUCAAUACAAAACGUUGAAAAUCACGGAUUUUGGAUUAGCGAGGGAAGUGUACAAAACAACGCGGAUGUCAGCAGCUGGCACUUAUGCCUGGAUGGCGCCUGAAGUCAUUAAAAAAAGUACAUUCAGCAAAGCUAGCGAUGUAUGGAGUUACGGCGUACUUUUGUGGGAGCUUUUAACCGGAGAAACACCGUACAAAGGAAUUGACGCGUUAGCCGUAGCGUACGGAGUAGCUGUAAAUAAAUUAACAUUACCAAUUCCAUCGACUUGCCCGCAUUCGUGGAGGUGUCUUAUGGAAGCUUGUUGGGCUUCGGAUAGUCACGGGAGGCCUGGAUUCGCGGAAAUUCUAGUUGCCUUGGAUGAAGUGAGGAGUGCGUUUGCGGCUACACCUCACGAAUCAUUUCACACGAUGCAAGAAGAUUGGAGACAAGAAAUCGAACAGGUUCUUCAUGGUUUGCGCAUGAAAGAAAAGGAAUGCCGAUCGCUCGAAGAGGAAUUGCGCAGCAGAGAAGAAGAACUAACAAAAGCCCAAGUGCAGCAAAGGGAGCACGAAGAAAAUCUUAGGCAACGCGAACAAGAGCUCGCUGCUCGGGAAAUCGAGCUCUUAGAGCGCGAGCUUGCCAUGAUGAUAAUUCAGCAACAAAACACUCCUACGCCCAACGAGCGACGCGGAAAGUUCAAAAAGUCAAAGUUAAAAUUGAACAAAAAGGAGCCAGGAAGUAAAAUUAGCGCACCUUCGGAUUUCAGGCACACGAUAACGGUACAACAUACUGCCCCCGAUCGAGUGAAAAGUCGGAACCCCUCGCGAUCGAACAGCCCACCAGGCUCGCCAAGUAUUCCACGGUUACGAGCAAUAGCCUUACCAGCCGAUGGAGUAAAGGGUAAGACGUGGGGUCCGUCGACCUUGCACCAGCGCGAGCGCGGCGCCAUAAUCUCGAACCCGAGCUCGGCCGCAGGCUGCCCGGGUGGCAUCACUGGGGUCGCCGGUUGUACCAGUGCGACCGUAGUCGGUGGCAAGCGCUGGUCCCGCUCGGCGCCCGACCUCGAGAAAGCACCCCUACGCACAGCCCUGCUGGUCGCCGCAGUCGCUGGUCACCCCCAGCUUCAGCAACAACUCCAGUACCACCAGUCAACCGCGGCACAGCACCUACGGCACCAUCACCACCACCACCACCACCACCAUCAGCAACAACAUCAGCAGCAGCAGCAGCAGCAACAGGAAAUAGGUAACGUGCGCGAGGCGCGUAAGCUCUACUCAUCGGCGAGCGACCUCGUCGACGCGUUGUCAUCCGAUGCUCUAGGUAGCGAUUUCGUCAUCGUGGCUAGGCCGACCGGUAGUGGCGACGCGAGCCAACAGCCCACCAAUAACGACAAUAAUCUAUUGUAUAACGACGAGCCGGACGGCGACGAGUACGACGACGAUAACGACUCGACCUCGUCGGGCUUCGUGGUCGGCUGCGUGCGCAAGACCAAGAGGCGCGAGCGUAGCAAGUCCAAGGACUCGGGGUCCUACGCGCCCAACCGAGCCAAGCGAGCCGCCGCCGUCGCCUCGAAUGGUGGCGCCAACCUCAGCAAUAGUUGUAGCAAUAAUAACACGGGCAAGCGUAGGGACAGCUCAGAGUCGAGGCUCACCUCGCUCGCCGACUUCUUCCGCUCGCCCUCGGGUUCGCGCAAAAGUUCGCUCAACAACGAGCGGAAGAACUCGGCCGGCGUGACGAUACGCAUCAACGACUCGGACGGCCUCGAGUCGAGCCCCGAGAACUCGAUAGUCGCGCACCACAAGUCCCGCCUGUCCAAGAGCCCCCUCAGGGUGCUCAAUCGAAUCAGAGCCUGGGGCAGCAGGGACGCCUUGGACGACCAAAAGACCGGCCCAGCCAAGGUCGAGUACAGCGCCCUCCAGGAUAGCGCGAGGCCGGCAGUCCAGCAGCAGCCGAGCUCCCAGACGCCCAGCUUCCUGGCCGCGAACUCGCGCGAGGGCAUCGACUUUGAGAACCUCGAGUCCGGGCUGUGCAAUCACCUCGAAGCCACGGCCGAGCAGUCGAGCUGUGGUGGAGGUACCAGUCCAGGGGAGCCAGCUACGUUGAAGCUGUUCCAGGAGUUGGAUCACCUCGGGGGUGCAACCACGGCAGGGGCCAUGACCUUCAGCGACAACGAGCCGGGCUACGGCAGCGACGCCGAUACGGACGGGCUCAUCGACGAGGACGACAGAUCGAAGGCCGACGAGGAAGAGAGACGAGCCAACGUGGACGCGAGGACGAUCACGGGUAAUUGGCGGGCCAACGAGCCCGGUGGGAACAACAACAACAACCAGCGGCAUCAGAAUCACGGUAGCACCCUCAUACUGAGGUUCGCCAAGCCCAAGGUACACGAGGCCAAGAAGUUCUUUCGAAAGAAUUACGGCAGCGCGCUCAAGAAGAACUGAGGGCUCACGUCUCUCUCUCUCUGCCCGCUCUCUGGAUUUUUGCUUUUCUGAUGCUGUCGAGUGCGCCGAGUUGUCGGACUCUUUCAUUCUAACUGUGCAAAUUUUUUUUUUUUUUUUUUUCCCCUCCACUAAUAGGAUGGAUUACCAGUUGUAGUUCCGAUAAAAAUUCCGUAGGCGAUUUUAGUGCUGUACUCGCUUCUCCCCUGGAAAAUUUAAUCUUAUGCGAUGGUCGUGUGGAUAUUUAUUUAUUGAUAUUAAUUAUUUAUUUAAUUGAACAAAGUGUCGGUAGUGGAGCGAUUGGGGGAUAUCGUCGCCUGGGGUUACUGUGCUUUACUGCCUUAAAUAUUGUUUAUAUAUAUUUUCUUCCAGAUCCGUAUGUUUUGGGUAGAUCAAAGAAUCGAAUGAAAAAUUGUUGUUUUUUUGUACAAUUGCAAUUAAUGAAAUUCGUCUCGUUUAUGCGAAAUAAUUUAUGAUCGAAUAAACAAAUUAACGGAUAAAAAUGGUAAAUAAUUUAGGCGAUUUUUUAAAUAGUAAGAAAGGGAUGGUUUACACCGUUUUAAUUCACAGAGCAUUGCAGAAGACAUUGCCAAAGGCUACAAUUAAUUUAAAAAUGCUUGAUGCAUUUUCGAAGAUCUGAUUAUCUUUGUUUUUGAUGAAUUAAUUGCAAAGGCAAAUUUUUGUUUCAGUUUAGAUCUUAAAUAUUUAUAAAUUAGUUCAAAAAUUCUUAGUCAUGGUCAGAAAGUUACAAAACAAAAAAAUCGUUAAUGCUGAAUGAUAAAAAAAAAUCUAAUUCCUAGAGUAGACAUUAAUGUUAUUCUUAAGACUCUUCGCACGAAUUCCAUUAAAUCAUANGUCAGU